AUGGACGCUUUACCACCUGGUAUCGACCCAUCUCAGGUGCCUCUCGCCAAAAACCCAUCUGGCGCACCACCUAACUUUGUCGACCCUCCUUCCCUACUGAUUGCAGUUCAGUCAGUCGGUAUCAUCCUUGCCGCCAUCUCGUUGAUGCUAGUUAUCUCCAGAUUCAUUCUUGGACAUCGUUUAAAACGUCCAUUUGGCCUGGAUGACCUCUCCGUUGUGUUGGCAUGGAUGCUCGCGGCCGUAUACACCGGCGUUUCCUGCGCUCUUGGGGGCGUCACUAGACAUGCCUGGGAUACGCCCAUUACCUUUCUUGACUCGGAUUACAUCAAGAAACUCUUCGUAACUAGCUUGGUUUACGGUCCCAUGCUGUUCUUCAGCAAGGCGUCCAUUCUGAUCAUGUACUACCGCACAUUUCAGCGAAAGGUCUGGCUGAGGGUUUGCAUCUAUGUUCUUCUUGCUAUCAUGAUUGGAACAUACUGGAUGACUGUCCCCCUUUGCUUCUACUACUGCAUGCCGCAUCCCAACACCGACCAGAAAUGGGACCUCAAUAUCCUCGGCAACUGCAAUCACCUCGCCACCCCCGGCCUAGUCCAGGCAGGCAUGAAUAUCGCUGCAGACAUUGCCAUCUUUGUUCUCCCGCUGCCCAUCGUGUUCAAGCUGCAAAUGCCACUCGGGAAGAAAAUUGGUGUUGCGGCUAUUUUCGCAACCGGUUUAUUUGCCCUUGCUGCAAGCGCCCUCACAACAUACUACCGCGUUCAAAUCAUUAGAGGAUACGACGUCUCAUGGGCUGGUGCUCAAACCUACAUCUGCAUUCAAACCGAAGUCUAUACUUCCAUUGCUGUGGCGUGCAUGCCAUCGCUCGCCAAAGUCUGGAACAGCAAAAUCAAGGAAUCUCGCUUGUAUGGCAGCAUGCAGUCACUAUUGUCCUUUAUCAAGGGCGGAUCGUCCAACAACAGCUCUGCUCGACACUACGCCGAGAGUGACUCGUCGUCUCAGCUACGAAUGAAGGGGUAUAAUGAGAUUCGUGCGUCUGCUGACUCGGAGGCGGUGCCGACCUUUGGACGGGGCAUUCACAAGAAGACUACAAUUGAAAUGAGCUCCAUGCCUGGAGUGUAUACUCGGAGUCGUCCGUAG
Molecule: messenger RNA, 1134 nt
Organism: Pochonia chlamydosporia 170
Lineage: Eukaryota; Fungi; Ascomycota; Sordariomycetes; Hypocreales; Clavicipitaceae
Exons: 7
Coding region: 1-1134 (377 amino acids)
Source: RefSeq, a predicted model, not a curated record